CUGAUGCAGCAUCGCCUGGCAUAUGACAGCCGUUCCGGUGGCAGCCACCAGAAGCAGCAGCUGCACUCUCUCUCUCUCUCUCUCUCGCCUUCACGCAGCAGAAACAGCAAGAGAUUCCUCAGCAACCAUCGGUUGGACUGCGCUCUGCAUGGGGGAUUCUUUGAGGACUACUACUUGACUACUUGAUCGCUUUGCAUCGCUAACUGCGAGAGGAGUGCUGCUGAGGCGGAGUCGGCGGUAUUCGUAAACCAAGCGGAGAGUGAGAGAGACGGCGACCUCCCUUCUUUUCCCCUGUGCCACUCUAAUAAGUGGUAUUGGGCGAGUGCGUGCACGUAUGUGUGUGUGUGUGCGUGCGUGUGAGAGGCUGUGCUGCGUGUGUGUUCGCCUGUGCUACGUUGAAUCCACCCUCCCCUGCUUGGACCCUUUUCGUGCCUCUACAUCCUUUCCCAAGUCUUUGCCGCAUCGUUCUUCAUGAAUGUCAUGAUGCUCUCUUCCGAUCUCCGGGCCGUUCUCCGCCUCUGCUAAGCAGCGGCAGCAUGGAUGGUGCUCCUGCGAGGGAAGCCACGGAUACGAUCAGUCCACUGCGGAUGGGCAUGCUGAGUAAUCCUGCUGUAAAUGGGCGAGGACGCUGACACCCGAAAAAUCAACCACAGCUUUCUCCGGGACCACAACUAUGUGACUGAAGCUGAUAUCAUUUCAACAGUUGAGUUCAACCAGACGGGAGAACUUCUGGCAACUGGGGACAAGGGGGGACGUGUUGUUAUUUUCCAAAGGGAACCUGAGAGUAAAAAUGAGCCAAACUGCCAAGGGGAGUACAAUGUUUAUAGUACCUUCCAGAGCCAUGAGCCCGAGUUCGAUUACCUGAAGAGUCUAGAAAUCGAGGAGAAGAUCAACAAGAUAAGGUGGCUACCACAGCAGAAUGCUGCCCACUUCCUUCUGUCAACCAAUGAUAAAACUAUUAAACUGUGGAAAGUCAGUGAAAGAGAUAAAAGACCAGAAGGUUACAACUUGAAAGAUGAAGAAGGGAGGCUGAAGGAUUUGUCAACUGUUACAUCUCUUCAGGUGCCAGUUUUAAAACCCAUGGAUCUGAUGGUUGAGGUGAGCCCUCGGAGGAUCUUCGCAAACGCUCACACUUACCAUGUCAACUCCAUCUCUGUCAAUAGUGACUGUGAGACGUAUAUGUCUGCUGAUGACCUCCGGAUUAACCUCUGGCAUUUAGCGAUCACAGACAGAAGCUUUAACAUUGUGGAUAUCAAACCUGCCAACAUGGAAGAUUUAACAGAAGUGAUUACAGCUGCCGAGUUUCAUCCAUACCAUUGUAACCUUUUUGUUUACAGCAGCAGUAAAGGGACACUGCGCCUCUGUGACAUGAGAGCUUCGGCUUUGUGUGACAAGCACUCGAAACUUUUUGAGGAGCCUGAGGAUCCAAGCAAUCGGUCAUUUUUCUCCGAAAUCAUUUCCUCCAUCUCAGAUGUCAAGUUCAGUCACAGUGGACGAUAUCUGCUAACGAGGGAUUACCUCACAGUUAAAGUAUGGGAUAUGAACAUGGAAAACAAACCAAUUGAAACUUAUCAGGUUCACGAUUACCUCCGGAGCAAACUUUGCUCCCUAUAUGAGAAUGACUGCAUCUUUGACAAGUUUGAAUGUGCAUGGAAUGGUACUGAUAGUGUCAUCAUGACUGGCGCUUACAAUAACUUCUUCAGGAUGUUUGACCGAAACACAAAACGUGAUGUGACUUUGGAAGCCUCACGUGAGAGCAGCAAGCCACGGGCCGUGCUAAAACCUCGCCGCGUCUGCACUGGAGGCAAACGUAGGAAGGACGAUAUUAGUGUUGAUAGUUUGGACUUCACCAAGAAGAUUUUGCACACAGCCUGGCACCCGGCAGAAAACAUAAUUGCCAUUGCAGCGACAAACAAUCUGUAUAUAUUUCAGGAUAAAGUCAACUCGGAGGUGCACUGAAAUUCUAGAAACCCUGGACGUGACUGAAAUCCUGCCUUUAUUAUUUGUCUCUCUAUGCCCCUCCUUUUUUUCGUCUUGCUCUGCUUUAUCGGCCAUUGAACUGUACUUGCUAAUAAUCUUUUGCGAGGGUGUAUUCGUUGUGUUGGAACUGUGGAUUGUGGUUUAUCACUAGUGUGUAUUGCUGUUGGUAGUUACGGGCUUUUAUAAGCCACCCAGGCUGUGCUGAGCAUUUCCUGGAGAAGGAAAAAAAUAAAAGGAUGAGCUGCUGCUUACUUUCAGGCCACUGGUUAAUGUUCCUAAUUUUAACUUUUGUGUGUAUUUUUUCCUUUUUAUUUAUAAUGAAUGUUUCUUAUUUAAAUGUCUUUAAAAAUAAUACAGGGCCAUAUUUUGUCACACUUUGUAUUAUGGUAAAGCAAUUAUGGGUAAGGAAUGAGCUUUAAAAUGAAGCAUAAUAAGUUAUUCACUUUUUUAAUCAUAUUGAUUUGUACAUUUUCAGUAAUACAAAAUUUCUGUUCCCAGGAAGUUCGCAAUAUGAAUGGAGUUUGCCCCUUCUCUCCAGGUAGUUUGGAGUCUUUCCAAAGACUUGCAUGUGUUGGCAUCUCUAAAUUCAUUAAUUGUGAAUGAUAAUGUCCUGUGAAAGAAUGAGUGUUGAUUCCUGCCUUGUAUCCAGUGCUCCCAACCAUAAAGUGGAUGAAGUGUGGUUAGAAGAUGAGUGGGUUGAUGUGAUUAUUAGAAUGUGCUUGACUAUUUGUUGAAAAAAUAAUAUUUUUAUUCCUUUGCCCCAUAUUUAAUUGCCAACCCAGGCAGUGUCUGUGUGGAGUUUAUACGUUACCCCACAUUCUAGUAGAGAAAUGUAAUGGCAACUAAGAAUAACAUGGGAAAAUGAAAGGAAUAUUACAAUAUCCAGAUGAAAGCACACCCCGACUUGGGCAUAACAAACUGUACACAGACUGUGAUAAGGUCUAGGAAUCAGACUAAGGCUCCAGAAGGCAGCACUAAUGUUAUUCAUGACCGAUCCAGGACCAAGCUUUAAUAAGAUAUCAGAGCUUACCAAUGUUUUCACAUUUGACUCUGCUUCCCAUGAAUACAUCAUCGUCAUCAUGAACUGCUGAUCUGGAGGUUAGAGGAGAUAAUUAGUUAAUGACAAAGUUCUAGUCAUGCUUUAGCCAACAAUUAUAUGGUAAUGCAAGUGAUCACAUGGAAGAAUAAGCUUUUGUAACAGUCGUAUUCAGUAGUACUGAAACUGAACUAGAGGCAUUAACCCUGCACUGGAACAGUUAUUGACAAUGGUGUCUCACAACUCCAUUGAUGCAGUUUCAUGUCUGUAUGCAUUUUUAGGUAAUUCCCUCACAUGCCAAAGACAUGUGUGUGAGGUUAACUGGACACUCUAAACUGACCUAGAAUAAGUGAUGUGUGUGUGUGUGAAUUAUUACGACCUAAACUGCGAUGGUGUCCUGGCCAGAGGUGGUCCCUCCUUUGUGCCCAAUGCAACCAGAGUAAGGUCAAGCUCUUUAUGACUCCUUUUUAAUGGUUUAAAUAAACUUGGAAAAUAAACAAUGCUUAAAAAUAUAAAGAAUGAUAAACUAUGGCCUUGGUCGCAAAGAUAAGAAAUUGAGAACGUUAAACAGAAACAAAAUAGUUUUUCAGGACAGUGGAGUUUUGGGUAUUAUAGCAAUGUUAUGAAUGAUGCUUCUUUACUUUUGUCCUUUAUUUUAUUAUCCAUUGGCAUUCCUACUGUAAUUUCCUCUUGUUGUUUAGUGCCAUAAAUGACCAGUGUUCCCUUAUACUAGUGGGAUGGUAGAGAUGCUAACAUAAAUGGAGAUAUAGUAUUCAGAGCAUCCUGAACAUCACAUGGUUAUCUGUCUUAUCUUAUAAAAUAUUGCAGAAGGUAAAAAUGAUUUUUCACCAUCAAGAUGCAGAAGCUGCUCCACCUGGCAGGAAAAGAGUACAAUAUAUGUUGUGCUUACUUGUGAGUUCAUCAAGGAUUUGGACAUUGGCGCCCUUGGUGGUGGUGGUAGGGGAAGGGAUGAAUCAGAUAGCAUGAGUUAGCAUACCUCACAUUUCGUUUCCCUGCCGAGAAGGGGCAUCCAAACAUUUUUGAAAUAUGAAAAUUCUUAUUGCACUCCAAACAUGCAGCUUUAAAGCAAAACAAAGUGGCUUUCAUUUUGUAUGGUUUCUUUGAAUAGAAACCAACUACUGUAUAUGUUUUGAUUGAAACAUGACGAAUUUGAAAUGACUUGGUGUUCUUGCUUAAUUUCGCAAACAAAGAUUAAGCUGCAUGGUACAGGUAGUAAUAAUUUGUUUUAAGUCUUUUUUGGCUGCCUUUUUGAAUCAUAAAAACAGGCUGUCUGCUGUACAAUGGCUUGCAGAAUAUUCACUUAACAUGAUGCGGAUUGUCACUCACAAAUGAAUUUACCUUUUGUGUUCUUGAAGCACAAAAGCAUGUUUACCAUUGUUAGUAUUACUAUGUACAUUUGUAAUGCCUAAAAUGUUUUAAAGAAAAAAGGAAUGAGGAAUGUUUGCUACUACUGUACUCAAAAAAAACUCAAAAAAGGGAAGAAUGGAACUAUUUAUAUGUAUAUAUUGUUUAUUCUCUUUACACUAAGGAGAAUCUUUUUCUGUACAAAAUGAAAUGAAGCUAACAAUAAAACGGUAACAGGAAUGUGGUAAGUCGUUCGUACGACAGUACAAUCAUCCAAACCCCUGUCCUUCAGCUAGAAUAUUCUGAAUAGGUUUUUUGAAUUAUGUAAAACUUGAUAACGUACCGAUUUUCAAUUUUGAACUUGGCGGUACCCUGUCCACAAUUAGAACUGAACUCUUUGUGAACAGGAAGGAAUAAGCCAGUAAACAAUUUUAUAAACCUAAUACUGUAUGUCCAUUUUGGAUGAUCUAAAAUGGAAUGACAAGUACGCUUCUGCCUUUUUUUAAAAUCCAGAAUCUUCAGUGAAUGUUACAAUGGCAUUACAAACUAAAAUGAAAAGAAAUAGAAAUGAGGCAUAGAGCACAUGGAUUCAGUGGAUGCUGUUCCUCAACUCAGAUGUUCUCUUUUGGGGAGGUCUUCUUGUUUUUAGUUGUAUUUUGUUUGUUUGUUUUGUUUUGUUUUUUUUUUCUCCCCGCUCUGUAUAAUAUAUUUAAUUUGUGUUCUUUAUGGUUCAGACCUAACUAAAACUAAUGCUCUCUUUUUAAGUUAAUACACUUUUUUCUUUUUUGUGUCUCUUGUAAUUUUUGGUACACAAUGUCAAAUAAACAAUUAUAAAUAUGUUAAUAUGAGUUUUCAAAUAAAGAUUUCAGCAAAAUUGCAUCCUA
This is a messenger RNA of Polypterus senegalus (gray bichir), 5265 nucleotides long. Its product is annotated as serine/threonine-protein phosphatase 2A 55 kDa regulatory subunit B gamma isoform. Lineage: Eukaryota; Metazoa; Chordata; Cladistia; Polypteriformes; Polypteridae. Gene Ontology annotation, molecular function: protein binding; protein phosphatase regulator activity. Gene Ontology annotation, cellular component: cytosol; protein phosphatase type 2A complex. Gene Ontology annotation, biological process: peptidyl-serine dephosphorylation. The transcript is spliced from 9 exons. Bases 616 to 1959 code for a protein of 447 amino acids. The record is from RefSeq and is a predicted model, not a curated record.